Dromiciops gliroides (monito del monte) is the source of this 4228-nucleotide messenger RNA. It is a transcript of the gene FOXRED2, whose product is annotated as FAD dependent oxidoreductase domain containing 2. The transcript has 8 exons. The record is from RefSeq and is a predicted model, not a curated record. Lineage: Eukaryota; Metazoa; Chordata; Mammalia; Microbiotheria; Microbiotheriidae. The coding region runs from base 357 to 2402 and encodes 681 amino acids. Gene Ontology annotation, molecular function: flavin adenine dinucleotide binding; monooxygenase activity.
AGGGGGUCGGGCUCGGGAGGUGCACGUGACCGAGGAGGGCCCUGUGUGGGCCACGCCUCCUUUGAGACAGGGGGGGCUCCCCCCUGCUGGCGCCCCCCUACCCCUCCCAGGGCUGGGGGAAGAGUGACAGCCUUGCCCCACCUCAGGUGCAGCCCAGGGGGGCAGCAUGGCCGCCCUGAGCCUUGGGGAGCAUGGAGGGUUCCGUCCCCUCUGCCCAGGGAAGCAGCAUCCCUAGCAGUUGCCAUGGCAACAAGGAGGCAGUGAGGGGGAGGCCGGUCCCUCGAAGUGACAGCUGACCUGCCCCCCAGGGCAGGGCAGCCACCACACCCCCUGCUCAGCCCGCACCUUUCCCUGCCAUGGCCCCGCUCAGGGGCUGCUCAGGGCUGCUCCUGACCUUGACCUUGACCUUGCCCUGGGCCCUGGCCCCGAGCCCCUUCCCCGGAGCCUCCUUCUUCCCCCACUGGGACUACUGCGUGCUGGGCGCGGGGCCCGCGGGCCUGCAGAUGGCCCAUUUCCUGGGGCAGGCGGGCCGGAGCUACGUGGUGCUGGAGCGGGCGGCCGCCCCGGGCAGCUUCUUCACCCACUACCCGCGCCACCGUAGGCUCAUCAGCAUCAACAAGCGGUACACGGGCAAGGUCAACAGCGAGUUCAACCUGCGCCACGACUGGAACUCGCUGCUGAGCUCCGAGCCACGCCUGCUCUUCCGUCACUACUCCGCUGCCUACUUCCCCCACGCGCGGGACAUGGUGCGCUACCUGGGCGACUUCGCCGACCGCCUGGGGCUGCAGGUGCGCUACAACACGGCCAUCGUGCGCGUCACACUCAGCAAGCACCCGCGCGCCUGGAACGGCCACUUCUUCAUCCUCACUGACCACCGCGGCCAGGGCUACCAGUGCAGUGUGCUCUUGGUGGCUACAGGUGUGUCAAUCCCCAAUGAGAUCGACUUCCUAGGAUCGGAAUAUGUAGAGGGCUAUGAGUCGGUGUCCAUUGACCCAGAGGACUUUGCAGGCCAAAACGUGCUGAUCCUGGGCCGUGGGAACUCAGCCUUUGAGACAGCGGAAAACAUCCUCGGUCAUACCAACUUCAUCCACAUGGUGGGCCGCUCCCGUAUCCGCCUCUCCUGGGCUACCCACUAUGUUGGGGACCUGAGAGCAAUCAACAAUGGUCUCCUGGACACCUACCAGCUGAAGUCGCUGGACGGGCUGAUAGAAGUCGACCUGAAGGACAUAGCGGUCGUGAAGGACAGCGAGGGCCGGCUGCGCAUCACCCUGCCCAUCCUCGUGGAGAGAGCCGACAAGAACGCCUCGGCCCAGGCCGUCCCCCUCCCCCAGGACGAAGUGGACAACUUUGCCAUGCGCGUGCCCUACGACCGCGUGAUCCGCUGCCUGGGCUUCACCUUUGACUUCUCCAUCUUCAGCGACACGCUCGGACUGGCCCCAGGGAAAGGGCGGAAAAAGAAGUACCCACUGAUCAAAGCCAGUUAUGAGUCCAAAGGGACCCGCGGGCUCUUUGUCCUCGGUACCGCCAGCCACUCUGUGGACUACAGGAAAUCUGCCGGAGGUUUCAUCCACGGCUUCAGAUACACAGCCCGAGUGGUUCACCGAUUAUUAGAGCAUCGUCAUCACGGCAUCCCCUGGCCCUCCCUCGUGUAUCCCAUCACACAGCUCACCAACACCAUCAUCCGCAGGGUGAACGAGGCCUCGGGCUUAUACCAGAUGUUCAGCGUGCUGGCCGACAUCAUCCUGCUGAAGGAGAAGGCCACAGGCUUUGAGUACCUGGAGGAGUACCCCAUCAGGAUGUUGGCUGAGCUGGAGACCCUCACUGGGAGGGAGGCCCGGCACGGGCUCUUUGUUGUCACCAUGGAGUACGGCAAGAACUUCUCCGGACCCGACAAGGACGUUUUCCAUUUUGACCGGGCUGUGUGGGAUGUAGAAGAUGCAUGGCAGUCCAACUUCCUUCACCCAGUCAUCUAUUACUAUCACUGUCUCCCCACGGAGAAGGAGAUGGCAUCCCGGGCCCCAGGCUGGCCCCUGCCACGCCCAGUCGCCAUCCACCACAUUGUGGAAGAUUUUCUCACAGACUGGACGGCACCCAUUGCCCACAUCCUCCCCCUGAGGCGUUUCUUGGAGAACUGCCUGAACACUGACCUCCGGAGUUUCUAUGCAGAGUCCUGUUUCCUGUUUGCUCUGACGCGCCAGAAGCUGCCUCCCUUCUGCCAGCAUGGGUACAUGAACAUGCAAGGGCUCAUGGGAAACGAGGAGCUUAGGCGCCACGGGAUCGAAAGCGGCCUCAUGGAGGACUACAGUGCCAUCGAUGAACAGCCAGCUGACCAAAAGCCAGGAGACCCUGCGACUCCAGUUCACCCAUCCCAGCAUGCCACCAGCAUCAAGGAAGAACUCUGACCUAUGAGAGAGCCCAGCUAGGGUCCUGACCCAGGGCCCCUUCCACAGGCUUCCAAAGACCCACUCACACCAUUGUUAGUGACAGGACCAAAGCAAUGUGGAGGAGGAGGAGGGGCAGGGAAGGGGGGGGGCCCUCCAUCCAGAUCCCCUGAGAUCCUCCUCCUCAGGGUUGGAGUCGUCCCACCUUGUGCCUGUCUUUGUCUAACAGUCACUGGCCCACUAUUCAACCUAAUCACGACACCUUUGACUCAGCUGUUCACUCUCCCUCUUUGGGGAGGUCGGUUGUCUCUCUAAGGACCCAUUUCACAGGUGAUAUAUGCUGUCUUCCCAGGAGCAGCCUCCCCACUGUGUCCUGCCACAUUGGGUCUAAGAGCUCAGGGUGCCCAGGGCAGUCAGCUCCCCUCUCUUCCAGGGACCAGAGGAGGCUGAUUCCCCACAAUUACUAUCUCCACCCUGGCCCUGCAUGCAAUCCACUGUCCCAAUUUGAGCCCAGUCUGAAAUCCCUUCCCAUUAAGCCCUGCCCUCCCAGCGUCCCGCACAGCCUCCCCAACCCGUCUCCUCUCUGCGGAAUAAUGUGUAAUUAGCUCCUAACCCCAUCUCGGGGGCGUCAGGCCCGGAAUGUUUUCUGGCAGGGAGGUGGAGUCCAGAGUCCUUUUUGCUGAAGUCCAGAGGUUUCUCUUCUCUCUCCAUCUUCCGUUUUGCUUCCCGUUGUUUUUGCCAAACUUCCUCCUCUGAGAGUGCUCUUCUUCCUCAACAAGUCAGUGCAUGGGUCCCCUGCCUUUAUCCUCCAGGCACCAGAGGUCCCAUUUCAGUACUGCUUUACAGUCUACAGAGGCUGGGGUGCGGGUAUCAUCACCCCCAUAUCACAGAUAGGGAAGCCGAGGCCCAAGAGGUUGAGUGACUUGCCCAAAUUCACACAGGGAUUUGGUACCAGAACUAGGAUUUGCACUCAGGUCUUCUGACUUACAGUGCUCUGCUUCCUCUUUUGUACCAAGCCACUUAAACCCUUACAUAAAUAAAGAAACCACUUUUCUAUUUUGUCUGGAUCACAAGUGAAGCAUUUGCGAAUUAGGGAGGACUCCAGCUGGAAGAUGGAGGUAACCUUCCAGAGCUCACCUGGUGGAGGGCAGAGCAGUUCUCUUGCCCAAAGCAACGUGUGAACAGUCUUUUUUCCUCCCUCAAGGUUGGGCAGGUAGCACUCAGUCUUCUUCCUGGUUCUUCAUCGUACACCAGCACAGGGCAGCUCUUUCCAAAGGCCAAGGUGGGCCCUCCUUGAGUUCCAUGGCCUGGGGCUCCCACCCACCCCUUCUCUCUGCCCUGUAGAUUCCUUAGCACCCUGUAGGCAGAGGCCUGUCUGCGUUAGGGUGGAUACAGCAAAAUCCUCAAAGCUCCCGUCAGGCAGGGAGGAGUCAUCAGCAGCAAAAGUGAGAAAUGACCUAAGACCAUAGAUGGGUUAAGUUGUGCCCGGAUGCUUUUCAGGGUAGUCACAAGUAAGGGAGAAGAGUUGGUGGUAUCCCAUGCGAAUUCUAAGUUAAAACAAGACAGCAUUUGGGGACCACAUGGCUUCUUCUGGUCCUCUGUAAAUCUGUAAGACUGAGCUUGAUCUUGAAUCUUGAUGUUGUCCCCAUAGCUCCUGCCCAGUCGAGCUACAAACUUUCAUCAGAGGCAAUUUAAAGUCAGCUUGGUCAAUAAAAGUCCAAGCUGCUAUCAUCACCACUGAUUUACUGUUGUCUAAGUAUGACAUCUGCUCUUUUUCUUCAGCUGCUUAUUCAAUCAGCACUCCCACCAAACUGAUUCACUUUUAAUAAAACCAUGAUUCCAUUGUC